Messenger RNA from Leptosia nina, 585 nucleotides. The record is from the annotation of a GenBank genome assembly. NCBI's taxonomy places the organism in Eukaryota, Metazoa, Arthropoda, Insecta, Lepidoptera, Pieridae.
AUGCUAAUUUUUCAUGUUUUGCUAUUAACUAUAUUUUGUUGCACGUUUGCGUUAAAUGAUUAUGAAAUAACAGUUCCGACGUUCUUGAGGGUUUCCUUGUUGGAACCAGUCGGCUUGUUUGUUCAAUGGAGAACUAUUCCAUCUUUUCAAAUUAAUCCAAUCGUUGGAUACAAGGUACGAUUAUCGGAAAUAAACGAAGAUUUACAAGGGACUUAUACCAUUUUACAUGAAAAUGAGCUGGUAAUAAUUUCCGAUGAGCGUCCAGAGGAGCCUUACAACACGGAAAAACAGCAGGAUAAAUUCCGCGAGUUUAAAGUUCCCGCUAUCGAUAUAAAAGACGAUUUAAGUAUUAAAAUAAGGGACAAUAUAAAAUACAAUAGACUGUACGAAGUCCGCGUUUUAGCAUAUAGAGAGGAUAAAGAUGGGCCAAUAACAGAUCCGAUACGGGCCAAGAUUGUUAAAGGAGACGACUACGUUGUGUUAGUGCAAAGGGAAUCAGCCUCUUUAUGUAUUGUGUCGAUGUCAAGUAAUUCCACUCCGGAAAACGAAGUUACGUAUUAUCAUAGUGAAAACGUGUAUUUGUAA